AGUGUGUGACUGGCUGCCUGGAAGAGCGGCCGUUUCUCUUUGCUGUCAACUCAUGGGACUGUGGAGAUUAAAAACACUUUCACAUAACUCUUUUUUGUUUUUUAGCUCUCACACCAAAACGGACACCGAAAGCAGCCUCAGUGGGAUUUAACCAUGGUUUCCAUGGAGCAUGUCGCUCACAAAAUAUUCACCUAUGUGCCAUAUGUUCUUGUUUUGAUUGAUAUGCGCUACGAAGGAGUCAACUGUGGCAGGGAGGCUGGCGUGGACAACCACAUGGAGAUGGGCAAGAAGCUGCUUGCAGCUGGACAGCUAGCUGAUGCUCUCUCUCAUUUCCAUGCCGCUGUGGAUGGAGAUCCCAAGAACUAUUUGGCCUACUACAGGAGAGCCACAGUCUACUUAGCCAUGGGGAAGUCCAAAUCAGCGCUACCAGAUUUGACCAGAGUCAUAGAACUGAAACCUGACUUCACAUCUGCGCGGCUCCAGAGAGGAAACCUACUACUGAAGCAAGGGAAGCUGGAUGAAGCAGAGACUGACUUCCGGAACGUGCUGAAGGCCCACCCCAAUGGCAAAGAGGCGUCAGAGGCCCAGAGUCAGCUGACAAAAACAGAUGAACUCCAUCGGCUGGUAGCUCAGGCAAAGACGAGCUACAACAGCAAGGACUACACGGGGGCCGCUGCCCAGCUCGACACCAUCAUUGAAACUUGUGUUUGGGACGUGACCUGUCGUGAGAUGCGAGCCGAAUGUUUUAUUCAGAUGGGAGAGAUGGGGAAGGCCAUCAGCGACCUCAAAGCAGCCUCCAAGUUGAAGAACGACAACACGCAGGCCUUCUACCAACUCAGCACCAUCUACUACCACCUGGGAGACCAUGAGAUGUCCCUCAAUGAGGUGCGUGAGUGCCUAAAGCUGGACCCUGAUCACAAGCAGUGCUACAGCCAUUAUAAGCAGGUGAAGAAGCUCAACAAACAGAUCCAGUCUGCAGAGGAACUCAUUCAAGAGCAGAGGUACGAGGAUGCGGUGAGUAAAUACGAGGCGGUGAUGACGACCGAGCCCAACGUGCCGCAUUUUGCCAUCCUGGCCAAGGAGCGCAUCUGCCAUGCAUUGACACAUGGCCAGCAGGCUGCCAGAGCUAUCUCAGUGUGUAGCCAAGUCCUCCAGUCUAACCCGCACAACGUCAACGUGCUAAAGGACAGGGCUGAGGCCUACCUCCAAGAAGAACAGUAUGAGGACGCCAUUAAGGAUUAUGAAACUGCGUCCAAACACAGCGAGAAUGACCGUCAGAUCAAAGAAGGUCUGGAGAAAGCUCAGCGGCUUCUCAAACAGUCUCAGAAAAGAGAUUAUUAUAAGAUCCUUGGAGUGAAAAGGACUGCCCAGAAAAAGGAGAUCAUCAAAGCCUAUCGGAAAUUGGCACAGCAGUGGCACCCGGACAACUUCCACGAUCCAGAAGAGAAGAAAAAGGCGGAGAAGAAGUUUAUAGACAUUGCUCAGGCCAAGGAAGUGCUUACUGACCCAGAGAUGAGAGCCAAGUACGACCAGGGUGAAGACCCCAUGGACCCAGAGAGCCAGCAGGGUCACCGCGGAGGCCAUCAUUUCCACGGAGACUUCCACAACUUCCAGGGCUUUAACCCGUUUGGAUCAGGACCUUUCAACUUCAAAUUCAACUUCAACUGAGGAACUCAUGACGAUUUCCUCUCCAUUUAAAAAGGGGAGACCGCUGGCCUUACUGACCUUAAUUAAAGCAAUUUUCUUUACAUGUGAAAUCAUCCAUUUGGGGGGACGAUUUGUUGCUAUGCAAACAAAAAGACGCUUUUUAAAAGCACCAGGAACAAAGGGUUCCUUCCAAAAAUGUAUUGUUUUCUCUGAUACACAUCCAUUCAGGAAAAUCUUUUUGUACGUACGUACAAUGCUAUUUUUAUAUGAAGGGAAUGUGUUUGAUCUGUAAAUAAAGAUAUUUAUAUGAUA
Dunckerocampus dactyliophorus (ringed pipefish) is the source of this 1959-nucleotide messenger RNA. RefSeq names its product DnaJ (Hsp40) homolog, subfamily C, member 3a (gene dnajc3a). Gene Ontology annotation, biological process: protein folding in endoplasmic reticulum. Lineage: Eukaryota; Metazoa; Chordata; Actinopteri; Syngnathiformes; Syngnathidae. The transcript is spliced from 12 exons. Bases 154 to 1668 code for a protein of 504 amino acids. The record is from RefSeq and is a predicted model, not a curated record. Gene Ontology annotation, cellular component: endoplasmic reticulum. Gene Ontology annotation, molecular function: misfolded protein binding; protein-folding chaperone binding.